AUGAAGGAUGGAUCAGGAGUGAUUAAUCUAGCUGCCGUGGGGGAUGAUAAUGGAUUUCUGGCUAGAGAUAAACCACUUACAACCAAAAAUUCUGAUUUUAAUAUUCUCUACUCAUUUAGUCCUUGCCAGCCAUUCAGUGAACCUUUCGUGUUUGCUUCUGACUGUUUGGAUGUGGCUGCAUGCCUGAUUAUCAGGAACCAAGCUCAAGGAAAAGAGAAUAUUGAUUUUCUUAAUUAUGGAAGCCAUAAGCUGAAUGAAUUCAAUUAUGAUAACAUGUCAAAAAUACUCACUGUCACCUACUCAGCUUCAGUCAGCAGUUUACUGAAGACAGUAGUUCGCUACAACUGUAGUUCCCAUCACUCAGUGAUUGCUUUUCAAGAUCCAAAGAGUCCUUAUGUGCUAUGGAUUUCUGUCGAUAGUCCUUGUGCUUGCCCCAACAGUUGCGAACCUCAGGAUGUGGGUCCAGGAACCAUCAUCUUAGUGGUGUUCAGCAUAACUAUCAUGGCCUACUUCUUGUUUGGGUUGUGUGCAUUCCAUCCAGUCAGAACUCCAAAUGGCAUUGAAAUCAUUCCGAAGGAAAAUAUCUGGUUAAGCUUGUGUUUUGCAUGUGUGGAGAAAAGAAGAAAGCAGACAAGAGAGACAUCGCAAAUGAAAUAAUAAAGCAAAUUAGCUUAUGCUAUGACCUCCUAGGGACAUCUACUGUAUUUGCUGCAGAACAUUCAGAUUUAAUUUCUCUGUUCAUAUUGAAUAUUCCGCUUGGUGGCGCAAUAAUAUCAGCACCGGACUCCGGAGCAAAGGUUCCCGAGUUCAAAUCCAAGUCGGGUUGAGUGUCAAGCUAGCAACCUGGCCUCGUAAAAACAAGAAUAGCUUGCUACGGAAACACCAUCAUGACGGUGCCCCAAUAACUCCACUGCUGAGUUAAGGGCCAUUCUUCUUCUCUUCAUA
Messenger RNA from Mobula hypostoma (lesser devil ray), 945 nucleotides. RefSeq lists its product as uncharacterized. The transcript is spliced from 3 exons. The record is from RefSeq and is a predicted model, not a curated record. Bases 1 to 657 code for a protein of 218 amino acids. NCBI's taxonomy places the organism in Eukaryota, Metazoa, Chordata, Chondrichthyes, Myliobatiformes, Myliobatidae.